AUGUCGUUCAUUAUUCUGGGAUUCCUUGUGUUAGGGAUACCGAUAUCAGCUAUUUUGUCAUACAAAAUAGUGGCUUACCAAGUGCAAGAGGGUCUAGAGUUUGCUGCAAAAUACCUGCUCGAUCAUAUUUUCUCUGAUGUGCAAGCAGUUUCUCAUUCAUUACUUCCAAAUGCAGCGGCGUUGAACUUAGCAAGGAUGUUGGGUUCAUCCUUUAAAGAAACAACCCCGCCAGCGUUCUCCAAGAUUAGUACCAUGGUGGCUCCCAAACUGCUGCUGGCAUUCAUGGUCCAUAAUGUAUCGCAGAUUUCUUAUUUGCAAUCGAACGGUUUAUUCUUCUCUUAUUACAUGGAUGGAAAUGAAACUGUAUCGUUAUAUUCAAAUGCAACAUGUGUUGAUGACAAAGAAAGGGCCACCAGGACUUCUUCAUACAACUUGUAUAAGCAACCAAUAGAUAAAAACACAGGUGAACCAUAUGGAGAAGUAUCCGUAAUUCCAAACUCGGACAUAUGUUUUAGGAAUUCAGUUUGGUUUAGGAAAGCAAUGGAAAGUAAGAAUGGGUGUGCAUUUGUAGGGAAUGUAUUGGGAAGUAACAAUUCAUCGUCAACACAUUCUUCGUUUCAUUCUAUGGCUGCUAUUAAUGGGGAAGGAGUAGUAUCUCUUGGUGUAUCUGUCAAAACUUUCGUAGAUGCCAUCAAGAGAGUAAAUACUCUUAAUGGUACUUUAUUUUUAGGUACAAAUGAAGGUAAAAUCCUCACACAUAACAACAAUCUUAGCGCUAGUAUUGUGAUCAAUGAUGCAAGUGUUUCGAUCGAAGUAACGAAAGAUGGGGAUAAUAUGGGAAAUGAUCAUCGCAAUGGAAUUGCUAUAGUUUCAUGUGAUCCUAGUCGUGACUUAUUGCGAGGCAACGAAAUAGAGAUUCGCAGGGAAAGGUACCAUAUUUAUUGCCAACCCCUUGAUAUAGCUGGCAUUAAAGUGGCAUCAAUCAUGAUUUUCCGUGACAAUGGAUUACUAACACAAGUUCGUAGAAAUGAUAGUGUAUCAUCUUUGUUAUUGGCGCUUGCGAUCAUAUCUGUGUUCUUUUCGACGGCUUUCUUUAUAGUGUUAAUAUCUCGAGGUACAAGAAGGGAGAUGUUUCUUUCAGCUACACUUAUGAAACAAAUGGAAGCAACACAACAAGCUGAAAGGAGGAGUAUGAACAAAAGUAUUGCUUUUGCAAGUGCCAACCAUGACAUUCGUGGUGCUCUUGCAACAAUUGUUGGCCUCAUUGAGUUUUGUCUUACCGAGGUUUCUCCCGGCUCCAACUUGGAUAACAAUUUGUCACAAAUGAAAAGCGCUUCAUUGGAUCUUCUCGAAUUACUGAAUUCAGUUCUUGAUGCAAGUAGAAUUGAAGCCGGCAAGAUGCAAUUGCACGAAGAAUUUUUCGAUUUAGCUAAAGUAAUAGAGGAAGCAGUUAAUUUCAUAUAUCCAAGGGGGUUGGAGAAAGGAAUAGAUGUCGUGCUGGACCAUUGUGAUGGUUCGGUUCUCAAAUCUCCGCUCGUCAAAGGUGAUCGUGGAAAACUCAAACAAAUACUCAGUAACUUGUUAAGUAAUGCAACGAAGUUUACAUCUGAAGGACAUGUUGUCUUACGUGCUUGGGCAAGAAAACCAAAUCCCAACGCCUCGAUGCUUUCACCAAAAUAUAAUGGUAUCUGGAAACGUGUAUCACGUUUACUUUGCAAUAACAUUGGACAAGAUUAUAACGACACACUCCGUACAUUUGAACAUAAUGAAAAUUGUUUGGAGUUAGUAGUUGAGGUGGACGACACGGGAAAAGGGAUACCAAAAGAGAAAAGAGAUUCUAUUUUUGAGAACUUUGUCCAGGUUAAGGAAACGGCGCUUGGACAAGGUGGUACUGGGUUAGGUCUUGGAAUUGUGCAAUCAUUAGUGCGUCUUAUGGGAGGAGAAAUAAGUAUUCUUGAUAAAGAAAUCAGCGAGAAAGGAACUUGUUUCAGCUUCAACAUUUUUCUUUCCCAAGACGAAAACACGAUGCAUACGACAAGGCUAUACCAAAUCCCCUGCAAGAUAGAAGGUUUAUCAUCAUCACAUGUUAUACUUGUUAUUCAAGACGAUGAAAGAAGAAACGUUACAAAGAACUUCAUGCGAACACUAGGUGUAAAAGUGUCAGCUAUUAACCAGUGGGAACAUGUUCUUCCUACUCUCCAACAAAUAAAACGCCGGUUUUAUGUUAGUAGUCGAAGCUCUUCUGGAAAAUCUGAGCAAUUAGGUUUAUACACCGAUCAUUUGAGUCGAUCAACAUCGCAUAGUCCUAUUACAACAAUGUAUGAUGAGAGUUUAAGUGGAAAUGAGCAGGCUGAAGCAUCACGUUCAUCAACCCCACGUAGAAGAACCAUUUUGGUGAGGAAUGCGGCAUUACCUUUCAUUAUGAUAAUAAUUGAUGAUCAUGUGGAACAGAUAUCUGAGGUAUGUUCAAUAGUUGAUAAUUUUCGUAAUAAUCUGCCUAGUGAUAUGGGAUUUCGGAUUGUUGGAUUACUCUCUCCCAUUAUUACCGAGAAAAAUAUGAGGCUUUCCAGGGCGAAACUAAUGAUUACGUGUGAUGACAUUUUUAUUAAACCAUUUCAUGGUUCUCGACUGGAUCAAGUUCUAAAGAAAUUACCAGAGUUUGGGGGUAAUAUUAGAGAAGAAAGUCAAUCAAAUUCCACGGAUAAACGAGCCACCGAACUUUCUUCUUCGACAAAAAAGAACUUUUCUCCCCGUGCAGAUCGAAUAAUACAACAAGGAGGUGUUAGUCCUAGCACCGAUGAUUUUAAUAUUUUGAAUGGAAAAAAAGUCUUAGUUGUUGAAGACCAAUUUGUCUUACGGAAAAUGGCAACGACAAUCCUUUCUCGUCUUGGUGCUAUCGUUGAAGUUUGUGAAAAUGGCGAAGAAGCCGUAAAACAAGUUAGUAAAGCUUUAAAAGAACCUGAUCAUAGACCAGAAGGAACUUCAAAAUUUCUUCCUUAUGACUACAUUUUCAUGGAUUGUCAGAUGCCUGUUAUGGAUGGAUAUGAAGCCACAAGGAGAAUACGGAUGGCGGAACGAUUUUAUGAUAUUCACAUCCCAAUUAUAGCCUUAACAGCAAAUGAGGCGGGUGAUGAAGCAGAUAUGAGAAAAGAAGCUGGAAUGGAUUUCCACAUAACCAAGCCAUUGAAAGUGGAUCCUUUAUUGGAUGCCAUUCGUUUUCUUGAUACUAUUAAUACAUGUAGCACAUUACUGUAG
This is a messenger RNA of Papaver somniferum (opium poppy), 3255 nucleotides long. RefSeq names its product histidine kinase CKI1-like. Gene Ontology annotation, biological process: phosphorelay signal transduction system; phosphorylation. Bases 1 to 3255 code for a protein of 1084 amino acids. Gene Ontology annotation, molecular function: phosphorelay sensor kinase activity. The record is from RefSeq and is a predicted model, not a curated record. The transcript is spliced from 6 exons. Gene Ontology annotation, cellular component: nucleus. Lineage: Eukaryota; Viridiplantae; Streptophyta; Magnoliopsida; Ranunculales; Papaveraceae.